UUAGAACAAUUAAAGAUAUAAAAAUGGCAAACCAACAAAACAAGCUAAGAUUGUGCUGGUGCAAACGCUUCCAAUAUGAUGGAGACGAUGGAAACGGUGGAAACGGUGGCGGACUCCCCCAUGCUCGGGAAGUUGUGCUGGUGGUUGCAGCACUCAUCGCAGCAGUGACAUUCCAAGCUGGUGUGAAUCCUCCAGGCGGUGUUUGGCAAGACAGUGAUAAUGGACAUACUGCAGGAAGAGCCAUUUAUGGUUCCCACAAGAAGCCUUUCUAUGUGUUUUUGAUAUCAAACACUUUGGCUCUCUCUUCAGCAAUCUUGGUCAUCAUCUCUCUCACUUACAAAUUUCCUUUUUAUAUUGAGUUAUGCGUUGCCACUGUCUCUAUGAUCAUUACAUAUGGAUCUGCAAUAUUUGCGUAAAAUUGAUACUAAUCAAAAUUCAAGAGAUUGAGCAUCCAUUGAUGGAAGACGACAAGAAGGAUUGGAUCAAAUAUUUUGGGUUUCAGCAGCAGAGAGACUCAUCAAAUGAUACACGCAAUGCUUUUCUCUUAUAAAGAAAGACAGCAAUUCUCGAGUCCACAGUUUACAUAUAUACUUUAAAAAUUUGUGAGAGCUUAGAAUUAAGCACUACUGAUUAAUUACAAUUGUAAAGUUGCGUUUUGUUUGUAGUUUACAGACUGUUGGGAUAUUAUGAUCAAGUUCUGAACGAACCCCAAAUUUGGUGAGACUUGAUAUAAUUGAA
Molecule: messenger RNA, 738 nt
Organism: Ziziphus jujuba (common jujube)
Lineage: Eukaryota; Viridiplantae; Streptophyta; Magnoliopsida; Rosales; Rhamnaceae
Product: protein ACCELERATED CELL DEATH 6-like
Exons: 2
Coding region: 24-416 (130 amino acids)
Source: RefSeq, a predicted model, not a curated record